Protobothrops mucrosquamatus (brown spotted pit viper) is the source of this 1709-nucleotide messenger RNA. RefSeq names its product FKBP prolyl isomerase 11 (gene FKBP11). The record is from RefSeq and is a predicted model, not a curated record. NCBI's taxonomy places the organism in Eukaryota, Metazoa, Chordata, Lepidosauria, Squamata, Viperidae. The coding region runs from base 94 to 696 and encodes 200 amino acids. Gene Ontology annotation, molecular function: peptidyl-prolyl cis-trans isomerase activity. Gene Ontology annotation, biological process: protein peptidyl-prolyl isomerization. The transcript is spliced from 6 exons.
GCGCCGGGAGGCACCCUUGCCUUGAGGUAUAAGCCCGGGUGGGUAGUUGCUUGUUCUUUCUUUGCCCCCCAGCCGUCUCCGUCUCCUCUCGCUAUGUUGCUUCGGCUCCAUGUCAGCCUCCUCCUCGCCCUCCUCCUGAGCUGUGGGGCGAGAGGGCAGGAGCAGGAGCAGGCGAGCAAAAGCGAAACUCCGCUCCAGUCGCUGCAGAUUGAAACCCUGGUGGCGUCCCCUGAAGGCUGCACGGAGCGCUCGGCGACAGGCGACACUGUGGCAAUCCACUACACGGGUACGCUCGAAGAUGGACGCAUUAUUGAUACCUCACUCUCCCGCGAUCCAUUGCAAGUGGAGUUGGGCAAAAGACAAGUCAUACCAGGUUUAGAACAAGGUCUGCUGAAUAUGUGUGUUGGGGAGAAACGAAGAGUCAUUAUCCCUCCUCACCAGGCAUACGGCAAACGAGGUUCCCCACCAGCUAUACCAGCUGAUGCAGUUCUGCACUUUGAGGUGGAAUUAAUCCAUCUCUCCAGAGCCAAUUACUGGCAGAAGCUGUUCAGCGAUAUACUCCCCAUGCUGAGCACUGGGCUUGCCCCAGCGCUGCUGGGACUGAUUGGCUACUACCUCUACAAGAAAGCCCAGAUGCCCCGAAUAUCUAAGAAGAAACUCAAGGAAGAGAAGAAAAACAAGGCCAAAAAGAAAUAAAGUUGUUCCUUAUCUUUUUCAACAUUGUUUCCCACUGGAAUGAAUGUAUGUGUAGGGGGGAGUGCUCAUACUGUCUGUUUUCCACACAUACACAAUAUCUAAAAAAAACUUAAUUAGACAUAACUCUUGCACAAAAGGCCAAGGAUGGAGAACCAGUUCCCAUCACUGCACAGAUCUCUAGUUUGAUGUUCCUCACUGUCUUACCCUUUAAAUGUGAGACCACAACUACAGUUCCUUAUAGCCAGUGAGCUUCUAAGAAAACUCUGGAUCCACAAAGGCUGAUCUAAUACUUUGUACAAGAUGUAAUCAAGUAAAUGGCACAGAAGAGUGAUUUUGAGUGUUCUUUACAUACUUAAACAUGUUAAUUCAAGAAGUGGUCACUGCAUAAAGUCUGUAUCGGGCAUCUAUUAAUCAUAUGCCUUUAUAGGAUAGAUUUUACUUAAACAUUCAUACUACAAAAUGAUUAAAAAUAAGAGAACACUUUACAAUUCCUCGGAUAUAUUUAAUAAGUCUUUGUACUGCCUGAGAAUGAUAGGAAUUUGUCCAAAGGACUUAAAUGGUAGCAGGUUGCCUAACUCCAUUUACAGUCCAAACUUACACUGGUGUUCAUUUCCCAAGAAAUCUUGAGAACGUAUAAGGAUAGUGAGAUUAAUAACUGAUUCAUCAGCAUCAAGAUACUACUGCUCUGUAGCUGAGACAACUACAUCAAUUGCUUUGGUAUAAAGUAUAAGUUUAUAAGAUAGACAAGAUCUUAGAAUAAAUAUCAUCUCAGCAGCUCAUAGGCUGAGUGUUCUGGUUGCGAAGGUGUCAAAAAUAAUAUCCUUGUUGGGUUUUCUUUAGUAGCUUCAUAGAGUUUCCAUCCAUGGAGCCUACUUCCCACCUUCUCAUGUAGAGUGUUUCAAGCUCUUGAAAGAGGAAUUUUAAACACUGUGUAUAAGAGGUUUGAGAGGAAAAAGAGGGUAUGGGUAAGGGGGAAAAAGGUUUAUUAAAUAUCUACUCUCCGAAGGUACAGA